UGUCCACCACUACUGCAGGUUACUCAUUCUGAGGUAAGAACAAAGUGCCCAGCAUGUGACCAUCACUGGAAACUUUGUUCCAACUUCAGAAGCAGGAACAAGAGGGCAGGAGAUGCGCUGGGCAGCCCAGUGGGCCACUCAUGCAAACAGCCACCACAGCAUGGAAAUGGUGGCAGGGGCAGGUCAUGGCAGCUGCCCUUGGAGUUUCCUAGCCAGUAUAGACAAGACCUAACCCACAUGGCCAAAAUGACCAGAGGAAUUAAUAAUGUGGUCAGCAGAGUGAUGGAUGGAUGUGGUGGACAAAGAGCUGUUAAUGUGACCAGUUGGGUGGCUCCAAAACUGAUUUCUGUCUUUGUUGUCUAUUUUUGUUGCUUUGUUUGCUGUUGUUUCUUGAGGCCAUCCCAGUCACUUGCUCACAUCCUGAUGGAAGACCCCUCUCCAACCGCGCAGCUCAUUCAGUUGGCAGAGCAGCAUCACCGAGAAAUCUCUCAACUGGCAGAUGCUCAUCUCACUGGAAGCCAGUCUGCUAGCAUGUUUCCACACAUUGUAAAGAGGGGGGAGAGCGACUCACGGCCCAACACGGAGAGCUACGACGAAAGCCAACCGGGUCUGAGCCGCAGCAAUUCAGAAAGCCACUUGCUUCAGAUGGGAAAGCAGAAGAAAAGGAAGGGAAAAGAAAAUAGGAAGGGCUAUAUACAGUAUCGCUCCCAAGCGUCCUCUCAGACCUGCUUCCAAAAAACGGCCUUGGUGUACGGAAGAUCUUCGGGCCAGGAAGCGGGUUUUGCGACAACUAGAGCGCAAAUGGCGGAGACAUCAGGCCUUAGCCGACAAGACACUCCUGGACUCUCUUUUGAAGGACUACGGGGUGGCGAUAAUCGCAGCGAAGAACUUGUUCAUUUCUGCGCGUAUCGCGUCCGCGGAGUCGCGUCCAGCCGAGCUGUUCAGGGUAGUGAGGGAGCUUACUCAACUCCCUCCUCCCCUGAACCCUAUUUUGGAACCAUCGAAAGCCUGCUGCGACGAGAUUAACAACUUCUUCACAAAUACAUCUCUCGGAUAAGGGUUGAUCUCGACUCCAUUAUUAGUUCAGAAUCUAGAGAAGAGGUGUCCAGAGCCUCCAUGGACUUGGUUAAACUGGAUCACUUUGAGUUUGUCUGUACUGUGGAUGUGGACAAGAUUCUUCGAAGUGUUAGGAAAACGACUUGCUCUCUCGAUCCCUGUCCUUCAUGGCUAACAGCUCAAGGGGGAACGGUUGUGACUAAUAUGUUGCACCGUAUUAUUAAUACAUCCUUCAAGGAUGGGCAGUUUCCAUCAACUUUGAAGACGGCCAUUGUUAAACCUUUGUUGAAAAAGCCCUCCCUUGACCCCCUAA
Molecule: messenger RNA, 1369 nt
Organism: Sceloporus undulatus (fence lizard)
Lineage: Eukaryota; Metazoa; Chordata; Lepidosauria; Squamata; Phrynosomatidae
Exons: 2
Coding region: 238-1026 (262 amino acids)
Biological process (GO): axoneme assembly
Source: RefSeq, a predicted model, not a curated record